Ceratotherium simum simum (southern white rhinoceros) is the source of this 433-nucleotide messenger RNA. RefSeq names its product fatty acid binding protein 12 (gene FABP12). NCBI's taxonomy places the organism in Eukaryota, Metazoa, Chordata, Mammalia, Perissodactyla, Rhinocerotidae. Gene Ontology annotation, molecular function: lipid binding. The record is from RefSeq and is a predicted model, not a curated record.
CUUAGACAGAAUGGUUGAUCAGCUCCAGGGAACAUGGAAAUCCAUUUCUUGUGAAAAUUUUGAAGAAUAUAUGAAAGAACUGGGAAUAGGAAGAACCAGCAGGAAACUUGGCUGUCUGGCAAAACCCACUGUGACCAUCAGUACAAAGGAAGAUGUGAUCACUAUAAAAACCAAAAGCAUCUUUAAGAAUAAUGAGAUCUCCUUCAAACUGGGAGAAGAGUUUGAAGAAACCACACCAGGUGGCCAUAAAACCAAGAGUAUGGUAACCUUAAAUAAUGACUCCUUGGUUCAGGUUCAGGACUGGGAAGGCAAAGAGACCACUAUAACGAGAUGGUUGGUAGAUGGGAAAAUGGUGGUGGAAAGCGCCAUGAACAGUGUUAUCAGCACUCGGACGUAUGAGAGAGUACAGACAAACUCGGUCUCCAACUCUUAA